UACUGUUCCAAUUAUGGUUCUCUCAGCAACAGCUCCACUCUUCCUUAUUACUUCUGUAACCCAACAUCUGAAUAUGCCUGACUAUGUUCUAGUAUCUGGAUCUCUAAAUCGUCCAAACUUACAUUUUUCUUUGGAUUCAUCCACCUCUAUUUCGUCAGUCUUCCACUUGUUAGCUUCUAUGUUGUCCUCUGUAAAGUAUUCUAAAGAUAUUCCAAAAACUCUUAUAUUUUGCAGAUCAAAGGAUGUUUUGUAUAAAGUGUAUAUUCAUCUUGUGUACAGCUGCAGUAGUAUAACCAGGGGUACAGAAGGAAAAUACCAUGCCACAAUGACACUUGAGGGGCGAUCUCAACACUAUGGAGAAUUCAAGCGUGGCAAGCAGCGAGUCAUGGUAGCUACUAGUGCGUUUGGCCUUGGUGUGGACAUUGAUGACACCAGUGAAGUUAUUCUAUUCGGUUUGCCAGACAGUGGAUCUGAGCUUGUGCAACUUGCUGGACGUGGAGGGAGAGAUCCACUAAGGUUGUGCCUUGUUCGGUUUGUGGCACACUCUCAGGACCGUAGGCUGUCAGUGUGCAACAACGAAAUUGUGACUCUUGCCUCAAAUAAGGUCUGUUUGAGAAGAGUUCUUGUUUACAAGAUUUUGCAGUCAGAUGAGCCAUUACCUGAUAGUAAUUUGUGCUGUUCCUUGUGCAAUGCAUCUGAUGAGCGACCUCAUAUUUUUCAGCCAGAGGUGGAUUGCACCUUACCACUUCCUCCUAUUCCAUGCAGAUCUGCACCGUUGAGAUCACGUCGUGUUGUUGCUGGUCAGAGAGCUGCUUUGAGGAAAGCACUACUUGAACUUAGAAGGACGGCAGGUGGCACAAGAUACAGAAUGAGAGGACUAGAUGGGGUGUUAUCCAUGUUAGUGAUUGAUAAAUUAGUAAAAAAAUGUAAUAAGAUUCGAUCAGAUAAUGAUGUUAGGUCACUAGGAGUUGUAAGGGACUUCAGUUUAGCAGUUUUUAAGUUAAUUGAGUUUCACAUUCCUUGCACUAUAGCCAAUAUUAGUAGUGAUGGUACAAGGAGCACUCCAGCUUGUAGACAUGUUUUAGGAGAGAUUACAAAUCACUAGUAACUCACUUUAGGCUAUGUUUCUCAAUACAAGUAGUUACGAUAUUAUGUACAUGUGUCUAUUUCUGUCAUAGCUGUAUGUCAUCAAGAGAAUCAAUUUCUUCAUGGUCUUCAGUGGACUGAUUGUCCUCAAUUCUCAGGUCUGUCUUACUUAGGAACU
Messenger RNA from Corticium candelabrum, 1264 nucleotides. RefSeq lists its product as uncharacterized. Gene Ontology annotation, cellular component: chromosome; cytoplasm; nucleus. Gene Ontology annotation, molecular function: four-way junction helicase activity; 3'-5' DNA helicase activity. NCBI's taxonomy places the organism in Eukaryota, Metazoa, Porifera, Homoscleromorpha, Homosclerophorida, Plakinidae. Gene Ontology annotation, biological process: double-strand break repair via homologous recombination. The transcript has a single exon. The record is from RefSeq and is a predicted model, not a curated record. Bases 14 to 1105 code for a protein of 363 amino acids.